Bombyx mori (domestic silkworm) is the source of this 1166-nucleotide messenger RNA. It is a transcript of the gene Arl5, whose product is annotated as ADP-ribosylation factor-like protein 5B. Gene Ontology annotation, molecular function: GTPase activity; GTP binding. Gene Ontology annotation, biological process: intracellular protein transport; vesicle-mediated transport; protein localization to Golgi membrane. Lineage: Eukaryota; Metazoa; Arthropoda; Insecta; Lepidoptera; Bombycidae. Gene Ontology annotation, cellular component: cytoplasm; trans-Golgi network. Bases 402 to 941 code for a protein of 179 amino acids. The record is from RefSeq and is a predicted model, not a curated record. The transcript is spliced from 5 exons.
AACCCAUGGAGUUCAUAAGUACCUACAACAGUAACUCUAUGCCCCCAUAGUAGAUAUGAACCAUAGACUUAAUAUUUGAGAACAUAGGCUGUGAUGUAAAAAUCACUACAUACAUAGAGCAUGACGAUCAAACUUCAAAGUAGCUGAAAGUGAUUCAAAGGCCAACCCCGCAAAGUGACGCGUUUGUAGCAUAUUUUGUUAAUUUAUUUGCUCAUAACAAUGCAACCGACGUAGUAAUUCAGUAAAUUUAGUUGUAUAAAACGUAACCUUUUAAGUGCUGUUCAAUAUAUUAUUCGAUUAUUUCAUUAUAACUGUACAAAUACGAGCAAUGUGGAACAAGUAGUCCAAAUUUUCGUCAUAAUCCAAUAAUUCUCGGAUGUUAAUGAAGGUCUUCAUACAAGAUGGGCUUACUUAUUUCGAAAAUAUGGAGCUUAUUCGGAAAUGAGGAACAUAAACUCGUAUUGGUGGGUCUCGACAAUGCUGGCAAAACCACUAUUUUAUACCAACUACUUCUUGGUGAAGCUGUACAUACUCGGCCCACCAUAGGGUCGAAUGUUGAAGAGGUUGUGUGGAAGAAUCUCCGGUUUGUGAUGUGGGACUUAGGAGGACAACAAAGCUUGAGAUCAGCAUGGAAUACUUACUACACAAAUAGUGAGUUCGUUAUAAUGGUGAUCGACUCGACAGAUCGACAGCGUUUAGGCAUAAGCCGGGAAGAGCUGCAUCGCAUACUUGUCCACGAAGAACUAAGCAAGGCAUGCUUACUCGUAUUCGCUAAUAAACAGGACGUUAAAGGAUCAAUGACAGCAGCUGAAAUAUCGGAGCAAUUAGAUUUGACGUCGAUAAAGCAACAUCCCUGGCAUAUACAGGCGUGUUGCGCGCUCACUGGUGAGGGGUUACAUUUAGGUUUAGAAUGGAUCGCCAGUCGAAUAAAGAAGAAAUGACCAUCCGAUGACGCAGGCGAAAUCGUUGAACAUUAGAUACUAUUCUAAUCAUUGUUGAAUUAGAAUUAUGUAGCAUCACAAUAAUUCAAUUAAUUUCAUUUUAUGACUGGUAUUAAAAUAUUUCCUUUUUAUCGAUUAUUAUGAUAAUCAUUUAUAAUUAUGAUCAUUUUAUUAUAUUGAAUAACAUGAAAAUAUUUGUUAAUAAAAUAAAGACCAUGAAUUUUU